Messenger RNA from Diaporthe batatas, 507 nucleotides. RefSeq lists its product as uncharacterized. The record is from RefSeq and is a predicted model, not a curated record. Lineage: Eukaryota; Fungi; Ascomycota; Sordariomycetes; Diaporthales; Diaporthaceae. Gene Ontology annotation, molecular function: O-methyltransferase activity. The coding region runs from base 1 to 507 and encodes 168 amino acids. The transcript has 2 exons.
AUGCAAGAAAACGCGGCAAAGCUCUACCCGACUCCGGAGACAUCGGCCAAGGUGCUGAACUGUGAGUUCGCCGAUUGGACGCACAUGCAACCAUCAAAACCUUUCGGCCUGAUCUUCCUUGACGCGAACAAGGACGCGUACCCCAAGUAUCUGGACCUGAUCCUCUCCAAAUCCCAGCCGGAAAGCCGGAAUCGCCAGCUCAAGCCCGGCGGGAUCAUCGUGGCGGACAACGUGCUUGGGCAGGCCAUCGUGGCCGAUGUGACGGCGACAAACCCGCACUACGCAGAAGCCGUGGCACGCCUGGGCGAGAAGCGUGCCCGGGAGUUCAACAACGAGGCGCUGCACCAGUUCAACGACAAGCUCGUGGCCGAGCCGUGGCUUGAGGCGUUCCUGGUCCCGCUGUUUGAGGGGCUGGGCUUGAAUAGGCGAUUGACUGAGUCUGAUGGGAUCAGAGAGUGGGCUGGGCAAAGGCAAGGCAGGCAGGUAGGUCACUUACUUGAGAAGUGA